AUGACAAUCUUUAUCCACCUCUGUUUCUUGCUCUGGAUGCUCACUGUACCCAUUUCCGCUGCCGAAGCGACUCGAACUACUUCGGUAGGGGAUUCCGUCGCUACAAGCACUAGUCUUCUCAAGAUAUGGGAUGUAGACAAAAGUUGCAAUGAAGAGCUUGAGUACAUGCAGGAUUCCAUGAGUAUUGCCCUUGAUAUUGUCACCGCCGCUCACUCUGCUCUCCAAUUCAUGAAAGAAAAGGUGCCGGAUAAAGAGAAAGAUGAGAGUCGGUACCAGCGCUGGUCGACCAUCUACAAGUCCGUUCAAUUAUUCUUUGGUUUCAUGACUAAGGAGCGACCCAAUUAUCUCAAUGAGCUUAUAGAUCUCUUUGAUAAGAUGGAAAGAGUCAUUCCCAGUCAAGAAAACGACCCCCCGAAAGGGUACGUCAAAAGGCUAAGCAAGCUGCCGAAUGCCAAACCCAUGAUGAUGUGUCGAGAUGAAGCCGGUGAGGAUAAAUGGAAGUGGUAUGAUGUUGACGAUGUACUUCCUGGCCAACAAGUGUCAAUAGCGAAUAUGCCUGGCUUUAUUAAGUAUGCCUUUGAUAAUUCCGGGGCGUGGGUCUAUGGUCCCCGGUUCACUUGGAAGGCCAUCGAGAGGGAGGAGCCGAUCCUCUGCGAGCCAGGCACGGCAGCCGCUGUCGCGUGGGACAAGGAUCUAAUGAUAUUUUGUCAGAGUCUGGUAUUGUCGCAGGAGAAACUUUGGGCGAAUAUGCUACGCAUCUUUCGGUCGUCAUGGUUCACGAACUUACUCACUGGUUCCGGUGGCAUCACCACGAAUGGUGAUCCCGUGAUAGAUGACCAAACGGCUUUGGAUGAUAAAGGUAGGCCGCUCUAUAAGAUCGGAGAAGAGCUACAUGGUAAACGCCCGGAGCCGUCACGAGAUGAAGCCAAGGCACUGGGCUGGAAACGUGUCGAGGCAUAUGGCGUUAAACACAUUUGUAACUUGGCAAUAUGCGAUAAGAAGCGCUACAGAGACCACUGUGGUCCUGAAAAAGCGAUUAAAAAUGCCGAUUCUUUGGCGUUAUUCGCUCUGGCAAUGUACUAUGAUAAGUGGGAUUGGAGUUCUGGUGCUCGUGCAAAAGAGCCAGGGUCUAAAAAGCGGCCAAAAGAGGGCGAGGGAGAGAAUUCACGACAAGACGACUAA
This is a messenger RNA of Fusarium tjaetaba, 1182 nucleotides long. RefSeq lists its product as uncharacterized. Bases 1 to 1182 code for a protein of 393 amino acids. The record is from RefSeq and is a predicted model, not a curated record. The transcript has 6 exons. NCBI's taxonomy places the organism in Eukaryota, Fungi, Ascomycota, Sordariomycetes, Hypocreales, Nectriaceae.